GAACCCCUAAGUUCCUAAGGCUGGCGGCGAUAUCGGUCCUAGUAUAAAUAUCGGGGUGUACGCGCAGCUCUGGUAUUCAUCCCUCAGCUGACCAUCCCUUCUAACUCUUCGUUCACUAGCUCCACAUCAAGGGCCACUGCCAGUAUGAAGCCCUCUCAUGCAUCAUUCAUCCUCUCGGUAGUACCGGUAUGGGCACUCCCAGCACCGCAGGCUUCGCCCUCCGAUGUCAACAAUCAACCUGGUCCUCCUGGGUCAUCUGGUUCCCUCCGUGGUUCUGAGGCACUCCUCGGCUACUCCUCCUCAGAGAACGUCCCCAAGGAGCCCUCCACCGAAAUUCCUCCCGAGGACUUCGAACUCGCACCGGGGCAAUCGGAAAACGAGAAUCUCGGUCUUUAUAUCGAUCUCACAAAUGUCAAGAAUCCGCAGCCGAUACGUGGAGGAACUACCGCGCCAACAGAUCCCGGCCCAAGAACUGAAGCAUAUGAUCGCUUGAACAGCGAUCUGUUCAUCCCCCCGGGAACCGAUGAAGGAGAUGUCUCUAAUGCGAAGUGGCCGUUUGGUCUGUCUCACAAUCGCCAUGGCCUUGCUGGCGCCGGAUGGGCAAGGCAGCAGAACGUCGAUCAACUGCCUAUUGCGACCGCCAUGGCAGGCGUGAACAUGCGACUGAGCCCCAACGCUUACCGAGAGCUUCAUUGGCACAAAGCGAGUGAAUGGGCCUUGAUGCUGAAUGGCUCCGUCCGGAUUGAGGCCGUCAACGAAGACGGUCAGACUUUCGUCGACGACGUCACAGCCGGCGACGUCUGGUUCUUUCCCGCCGGUGUUCCGCACUCUAUUCAAGCCUUCGAGAACGGGUGUGAGUUCUUGCUGGUCUUCGAUGACGGGAGCUUCAGCGAAGACGAAACCUUCCUUGUGUCUGAGCUCAUGGAACGUAACCCUGAAACCGUGGUCGCCAAAAACUUCCGCACAUCAGUCGAGACUUUCAGCAAGCUUCCCGAUGGCCAGCUAUGGAUCUUCCCCGGGACCCCGCCACCAGAGGACAUCGAGCAGCAGAAUGUCACUGGCCCCGCUGGCGUCAUUCCGAAGACCCAGAGCUAUAGCUUUCACUUCUCUGAACAACAGCCCUACACAGUUCCCGGUGGUAGUAUCAAGGUCCUCGAUCCCGAGACGUUCCCCAUCGCGAGUGACUUCUCUACAGCUCUUAUUACCGUGGAGCCCGGCGCAAUGCGCGAAAUGCACUGGCACACCACUUCGGACGAGUGGACGUACUUUCUUCAGGGCAGUGCUCGUCUGACCGUCUACCAGGCGCCGGCGAGUUCUCGCACCUUCGAUUUCACCGCUGGAGAUGUUGGCUACGUUCCGGUUCCUAACGCGCACUAUCUCGAGAACACCGGGAACGAGACGCUUAUCUUCUUGGAAGUGCUGCAAGCAAAGCGGUACAGCGAUAUAAGUGUCAACCAGUGGCUGGGAUUGACUCCGAGGCAAAUUGUGAAGGAUCAUUUGAAUGUUGACGAUGCGUUUGUGGACACGCUGCCGAAGGUAAAGCCUAUUGUAGUUCCCGGAAAUCCGGAUAUGACGACUACGAACUUCACUGGAAGUCCGCUGUAAGGGAAUGGUGCCGGGUUUGACAACAUGGGCAGGAAUGGUUAAUAGAUCGACGGAAAUCGUCUUGCCUUUUGAUUCAUUCUUCUCUUCUUUGAG
Trematosphaeria pertusa is the source of this 1698-nucleotide messenger RNA. RefSeq names its product Bicupin, oxalate decarboxylase/oxidase. The transcript is spliced from 2 exons. Gene Ontology annotation, biological process: oxalate metabolic process. The record is from RefSeq and is a predicted model, not a curated record. Lineage: Eukaryota; Fungi; Ascomycota; Dothideomycetes; Pleosporales; Trematosphaeriaceae. Bases 145 to 1605 code for a protein of 486 amino acids.